Messenger RNA from Phoenix dactylifera (date palm), 945 nucleotides. RefSeq names its product pectinesterase inhibitor 3-like. The record is from RefSeq and is a predicted model, not a curated record. NCBI's taxonomy places the organism in Eukaryota, Viridiplantae, Streptophyta, Magnoliopsida, Arecales, Arecaceae. Gene Ontology annotation, biological process: negative regulation of catalytic activity. Gene Ontology annotation, molecular function: enzyme inhibitor activity.
UUUGAGAUUAUAAACCCAGCAUGCCCAUUCCCAGUGUUCACACACUCUAGCUUGGGCAAGUAAAGCAACCAAAACCAAGCAGCGACCAUCAUGGCCACCCUCCUCCCCCACCACCACCUUCUCCUUCUCCUCUCUCUCGCCGUCGCCGCCUUCUCCGCCGCCACCCCUCCGUCCUCCCUCGUCAUCUCCGCCUGCGCCCACGCCCGCUACCCCUCCCUCUGCGUCAGCACCCUCGUCCCCACCUCCCCCCGCUCCCCCACCGACCUCGCCCGCGCUGCCACCGCCGCCGCCCACUCCGCCUCCUGCAACGCCUCCUCCGCCGUCCGCAGCAUCCCCCUCCCGGCCGCCACCCCCCGCGGCCGCGCCGCCCUCCGCGACUGCGCCUCCCUCCUCUCCAACGCCGCCGGCCAGCUGGCCCGCGCGGAGGCCGAGCUCCGCCGCCUCCGCCCCGACACGCUCCGGGGGCAGCUGGACAACGCCCAGACCUGGGCCAGCGCCGCCAUGACCUGCCAGGACACGUGUCUCGACUCCUUUCGUGGGAUUGCGGGGCCCACCCGGGAUGCCGUCGCCGGCCGGGUGGUCCAGCUCUCCCAGCUGACCAGCAACGCGCUCUACCUCAUUGCUCGCCUCGCCUCCCCCCAGGGCCGGGGCCGUUGACCCUUAGUUUGACCGGCGUCCAGAAUCUAGCUGCCGAGAUGCUACGUACCGUGUCAUGUUGUUAAUUAUGUAAUGUGGAAUCUUGUGGUGUAUGCAGGGGAAUAACUAGUAAGUGGGUUUUCUUUUCUUCCCAUAAAAAGUUGUAUGAUACUGCUGUGUGUAACGUCUGAAUCUUGGUAAAAGUAAAGCUUCAACGAGUGUUUCUGUACACUUGUUUUGCCCUUCAUGUUAUUUUUUUUCAGUUUUUAUUUUGAUAAUUUUAAGAUAGUUUAGAGAUUGACAGACUUA